GGGAAGACCUAGUAUCUGCUAACUGGGAACAUUCCCAAGACUUUUAUUUUCAGGGGCUUGAGCUUUCCAUUUUCCAGAGCAGAAGUCCUAGAGUGGCUGUGGCUGGGCCCAGGGUUAGAGGAGUCCAGCCUGUGGUUAGAGCCCAGUCUCUGGAGAAUGUGGGGUCCUGACAGUUGGCAUGAGACCAUCGGGGAUGGGGCCGGGCAGGAUCCAGGCUUCUGAUCUCAGCAUUCUCUUACUGGUUCCUUCACACUUGUCCCUGUUGAGGGCUUUAAGAUGAUCCCCACUUGACUCACCAGGACACUGGGGCUUGGAGAGCUGAAGGGACUCCACCUCAAACACUGAGUGAUGAAUCCUGUUCCUUUUGGGGAAAGGGAGAUCAUUGAUUGCUUUGUUCUGAUUGUAAAUGGAAAACAUGGAGAAAUUAUAGUAGAGGAUAAGAUUGGAUAGAUAGGACAGUAAGAGAGGAUUUCUCAUUGGAGAAAUGAUAGAAGAGGAUGGGAGUGAAACGACAUUCACCCUAAUCCCAGCCUCCAGGGUUAAUCUCCCUCUACUUUACGCAUUCUGGGGUCAGCAUUUUCAUCAUCAAAUUUCUUCCACAACAUAACAAUCAAGGUCUCCAUAUUCCAGCAUGUGGACAGACCAUAAUUUGUUAAAGGGAUUCUAUAUCGUUGAAUGCCGAAGUUUGUUACCCACUUUUCCUGGCAUAAGUAACAUCUGAGUAAUGAUUCUCUACCAAGGUUUGUUGACAGGCUUAGCAGUGCUAUUCAAGAAAAGUAAAACUAUUGAAUCAAAGAAUCCUCAUUCUUUCAAGUCCAGGAAAGUUUUCUGAGUGGGGGAAGGGCUACCAUUGCAGGCCUUAUUGUUUUUCCAAUAUUCCUAGGGUCAAGCUCUGUCUCCCGUAUCCCCCAGCUGCCAUCCACUCACACCCAUGCCCCUGCUGGCCUGGAAUCCAUAGCUCUGUGGCUUCGACUACUCCAGAUCUUUCAUGCUAUUAGUUUGCUCCCCUGUGUCUUCUGUAGAGUCUUCCCCAAAGCUAAAUGGGCUGGGCACUAUGGGGAUAGGGCAGAGGUGGCCUUAUGAGAUGGUGGGAGGAAAGAGUGGUACUUCCUGGGGCAGAGAGUACAGUCUGGACACCUGUGUGGCAUAAGACCCCUUUCCCUCCUCCCCUCCUGCUCUGGUCAUUCAGUCCACAGUGAGCUUUGGGAUACCCAGGUACACAGGGUGACCUUUUCUUCCAGGACAGAUAUUGCCUUGGCAUUGAUGCAGGUUGUAGCAUAGCUUGUCCCCUGAUGCCCAGUGCAGGCCUGUUCUCUAACUUCCCCCAGUCUUAGGAUUUAGGCGUGUCUCUCCUAACCAGGAUGCAGAAAGUAAUUACUCAUGUGUUUUUCUUAUUCCUUCCUUCCAUUUUCCUUUCUCUUCUGUCCUUUUCCCUUGGUUUCUCUCUCUUACCCUGUUCCUGUCUUCCUGUUUUCCUGUCUCUGUCUCUCUCCCCUGGAGAGAUAUUUGUUGGGCCCUGGAGGCAUGGGGAGAGCAUCUGAGUCCAUGCAACAUACUGUUUGGGCCCUUGGAUGAGUGCCCAAUAAACUCAGCUUAGGACAACAACAAGGUUUUAGCUCUGACCUAAAAGCUCUAACACCUGAGAGAGGGGCAAGAGAGCCAGAAUCACUGUUGCCAGUUCUCACAGGGUUUGUGACCCAUUCAGUCCUGCUGGCCAUGGCAGCCUCCUAAGCUGGGGAGGGUCCUGGCAGUGGGGUCUGAGCUGAAGAUUGAGGAUCCCCACCUGGCAGCCUUGAACAGAAAUGGGGGAAUGACUUUUGUCUUCAGCCCAGGUCCAGGGCGAGCCUCAGCCAUCUGCCUGUGCUGUGGUGGCCUUAUGGGGUGAAGCACAGUGCCAGGCCUUGGGGGAGGCUGGGCAGGUGGGUGCAUGUGGGCUGGUGGAGGCCCUGGGCAGGAGCUGUGCCUCAUGCUGUUGUUAGUGGAUCCCCCAAAAAAAGGGAUUUGCACAGGGGAGCUCCUUGGUCUAAUCGGCUUCUAGACACCCACUGACUGCAGGGAGCCCAGUGACUGUGAGUGUGGGGAACCAGACUGAAGGCAGAGGGACGCUCCUUAGAGGACAGCUGCCAUCGCCCAGCUCAGAGGCCAGGGAGAUUCCUGGGGCAGGAGAAGAAGGGAGGGGACUGAGGACUGCAGAGGAGGUAGAAUAUGGGAAUUCUGGUGAUCCAUUGGAUGUGAAGGGCAUAGGAAGUGAUAGCACUGAGGUGCUGCCUUGCUCUUGAAUUGGUAGGAUUUAGGGCUAGUAAGCUUUGGUAUGUAAAAUGUGGAAACCCCAGAGAGGCAAGGCCACCAUCAUAACUUUCAUCUGCUAUCUGCUGCCCUUCCCAACUCUCCAAGCUUUCUAGCCUCUUCCACUGCUGUUGCAUGCUGGGUUUGUAUUAGGUUUCUUUGUUUUUUGUGUUUUGCCUCCCAAGACCUCUGAAGUCCUUGCCCUUCUGUGUGUCCGCCACGCAGGAGGGAGCUCUCCCACUUUGAAGUGAAGGUGGCUGUGAUUGAACCUGGUCACUUCAAGACCAAUAUGAGAAGCUUUGAGAGGCAUUUACAGAACCUCAAGGAGCUGUCGGACCAGGUCAGCCCUGAGGUCAAGGAGACCUAUGGGGAGAAGUUUCUGACAUCCCAUGAGUGAGUUCUGGACAAUGGGGCAAGAAACAAAUCCUUGUCUGGAAGUCUAGGUCCAUCAUUAGUGCCUCCAACAGUAUGAGAGUCUGUCCUCCAGACUCUGCCUCCCCAGCAAAGUGAGGACAUUUAGCUCCAUUCCCAGGGUGCCAUGUGGUCAACUGUUCACAUAAAGGUAGCAUCCAAGUUUCCUAUAAUUGGGACCACUGCCUCAUCUGAACCCCUCAUUAUUUUGCAGAGGAAAGUGAAGUCAGAGACAGUGGGCUCAUGGGCAGCUGGGUUUAGAGAUAGUUGAUUUUCAUAUUCUUAGGCUGUUAGUAGAGACCUUCAAUUUAUGAGUCCAGAUAUCUUAAAAAGAGAGGCUGAGGGAGCUUAGAGUGGCACAGAUGUUUCUCGGGUGAAGGUUGGGGCACUCUCUGGGGAAUAUGGAUAGAUUACACUUGAGGCAUAUCAUUUGGGGGGCCUGGAAUUCUUAGACACUAUCCUUCUAAUUCAGAGCUCUAAAUGGGAGGGAAGGGAUGUGCUAGUACAUUAAGGAUCUUUCCUGAUCCUUAACAGGCAUCAGAAAAGCAUCUAGAAGCCUUUGGGCAAAAUGCAGUAUGAAUAUAUCCUUGUUGACCCACUGCAUGGAGCACUCACUACUCCGCUGGCUGAGAUGCUAAUCUUCUCUACCUCCCCAUGAGUGUCAUGCCUACCUUCCUAUGGACGUCAUGCUCCACUGGGGCUCUCCAAGGCCGGCUAAGCCCCUAUGAAUCCAAGACUGGGGUGCAUGGUUGAGUGGAGUUGGGUGACCUGGGUGAGAUGAUGUGUCCUGGGGAGAGUAAUGGCAUGGUGGGAGGGAGCUCUCUUGUCAUCUGGAUGCCUAUUCCACCUUCUUCCUCAUGCCCUCAACAGAAUUCCACUGAGAUAUCACUCAGGACUGGCAACAUUAGGCGGAAAGAACUAAGGUGUUCUGCUAAAGAAUGGGACCCAGUGGCACUCAUAGGUGUCCUGUUGCCUUUGAGUCUUUUGAUCAAUUCUGAGGAGUCUACACAAUGGGAGGGUGUGAGGAGGGGAAGGAUCCACAGACCACAGCUUCUCUGCCUCCUGCACCUUCCUCAGGUGUGCAUCAACCUGGCCAGUCUAUUACACUCUCCCCAUGAUGGAAAUGGCCUGGAGGAAGUGGGUGAGGGCUCCUCUGAAUACACCUAUGGACAUGGUGUGGGGUGACAGGGCAGCCAGCCUGAUCCCUAGACCUCAGGUGCCAGCUCUGGGGGCACUGGCUGGCAAUGGUGUCCUCAAUAGGGAUUCUGACAGAAGACACAGGAACCAAUGUUUGACUUUCUUGAAACCAUGGGCUUCUCUGGUUACCUUUGUUCUAGAGCAAAGGCUGAAAAGUGCAGCCAUGUGCAGCAAGUUGCCUUCUAGUCUGAGGGGAACAUGGGCUGUGAGCUAGAGGGAGGAGGAGGCAGGUGCCUUCUUGGGGAUCUGGGGAUGAGAGGGACGAACUCAGGAGGAAAUUGAAGAGAGAAGUUGGAUUAUCCCUGCCCUGUCUCAGCCCUUUCUGCCACCAAGGUGAGGGGCAAUUGUUUUCUUUCCAGGAAUGAAUCAAGUAGCCUGGGAUCACAGGAGCACACAGAGGGACAAGGAAGCAAUGGCAUGUCACUAAGGCACUGGCAGGCCCCAGAUCCCUUCCCUGGGGCACCUGAGUCCUCUUCUUCUCUCAAGCAACCUCUUUGUAGCACUCAGUGACCGGCCCUCACUUUAACGUCAUUGCAUUUGGGAGGGGUACUGUUUCAUGGGGUGAGAAAUAGAGUGGUGGGAGGGAGCUCUCAAGGCCAGGGUCUUAUACCUCACUUCCCUCACCUCUGUUCUAGGUCUCUCCGGGGAUGUUAUUCAGGACUCCGGUGAUAUUAGGAGGAAAGAACCACAUUUUGCUGCUUAGGAAGGGAGACCCAAUCACAGAUAAUGGCAUCCCACUUCCUUGGGCCCUGAGCCUCAUGGCCCACCUGUCACCCUGAAGAAUCCACAUUUGUGGAAGGUCUUGAGCAACUGGGGGUAGGUGAGCCCACACCUGCUCUUCCUCCUGUCUACCUCAUCAGGGUGUGUCUUGGCCCUCAGAGUCUGUGCUCUCCCACUGGAGGGAAAUGGCCUGACAGAGGAGAGAGCUCCUCUCUUCUGAGAUACCUGUGUGCAUGGGGUGGGGAUGGGAAGUGCAGCUACCAACCUGACCUACCAGACCUUAGGGGCCAGCUCAGCAAGGAGUCCUGUCAUCUGAGAGAGGAAGGCAUUUCUAGCCCUGGGAGGAAGAGCCUUCUAUGUGGUCCUACAGCCCUCACACCCCACACCCUCAUGGACUGUGUGUUUAGUUUGAGACCAGGGGAACACUGCCAGCACAGAGGCCCAGGAGGUGCUGAGUCAGGCCCAGGCCUGCGCUGGAGCAGUUCUGAGUUAUCCUUAUUCUAGGUUUGGAGCCAACUCCUGGACCUCACCUGUGUCCUCAAGAACUGGGAUACCCACUGCCCCAGGUCUGCUCAGUCCUUGAGUGACAUGGUCUGACCUCUCCCAGCCAAGACUUCUCUGUUCAUUCACCCAGGAGGCAGACAGACACUGGGAGAUGGUUCCCAGAUCCCACAUAGGAGGUGCUCUGCCUCGAGGUGGUUAUGAAGUAGGUGCAGUUUGCUUUCUACCAUUUUCCACUUCCAUCCCCUACAAGUUUUGGGUCUGCUCUUCAAGGGUGGGUUCAUAAUCUGCCCCCCCCCCACUACUUUGUUAAGGAAUGACCAAACCCUGCAGGGCUUUCCCAAGGUGACACCUGCUUUAUGUGAUUCUACGCUCAUCAGACUUGGCAAGUGGUGGAUCACAGAGAUACAUCCUUUGUUCCUUCACACUAGAGAACUUUGUGGUCCCAUUUCUGUAUCAGACUCUCUAAGCCAUGAAGGUGUGAGCUGAGACCAGGCUCAUCCCAAGGGAUGGUGACCCUAGAUGUUGAUCCAAAGAAUCACAGGAGGCUCCAGCAUCAUUCCCCUGCAUCUUAUGAAAUUCUGGGUGUGGCCCCUCACUACUCACACCUCUGGUUUCCUUAUUUCCUUUCCUUUACCACCUUCCCUCUUAGUUUUCUGUAAAUUAUUUGCUAAAUUGCCUAGAAUCUCUUCUCCUCCAAGUCCCGACCCAGAGAAUUUUCUAUGUCUCUGGCCCCAGUUCUCUGCUCCUCCUAUAUCUCAUCCCCUCUUACAGUCAAGGCCUCUGCCCAGACAAUUCCCUCAGCUGCCCAGUGAACUCAUGAUCCCACCUCAUCAUCUUGCCCAGGGCCAGUCACUGAUGGCCUGAGUAUCAUCCCCAGGGGGUGUCAGGCCUGAGUCCCCCAGGUCUUUCUGCUUUCUGGUGGCUAAGUUUCACAUCACCAGCCUCCCCUAUAGGAGGGCCCUGCUGCCACUAGCCUCAGGACAGUGGAGGUACAUCCACCUUAGGAGAAAUCCAUUGCUUUUCAUCCUCUCUCCUGGUGGAGACUUACCUAAGAAUUCCAGAGAGCUGACGACCUGCAACUUGUUUCUCUUGGGGUUUGGAAGGUACAGAACUAAUGUUGUUUGUUUUACAUUAAUAAAAUUGUCUUGAGUAUUUUCCCUGAAAAUAAAACUUAAACUUAUUUACAUACCUGCACUCAUUACAAAAGAUUUUGAUCUCUGGAGACCAAAAUCCCUAGGCUGGGUUGGGGGUAGGGUGGCGACAGGAUUUCUAGGGGAGCUGUCUGGGGUGAGUCCUCCUUUUUCAUUUGCCUCCCUUACACCACCUGGGUGAACCACCACUCAUCACCAACAUUGCCAGUGGCUUCUUUCCCAUUCUUGGCAGCUUUACCCAUCAGGGCAGGGGGAGAGAAGGAGGCAGCCACCAGUGCUGUCAGAGGUGACAAGGCUUCAGGUUGGACUUGAAUUUCUUGCAUCUGAGCUAAUUGCUGUGGUGAUGCAUCCACCUAUAAAAAUUACAGCGUGGCUCACCCAGGGACCUAGAUUUGUUGCAAGCUGUGGGAGGGAGGUGAGUUCUUCCAGGUGGUUUCCUGUAGACUGCCUGCUAGGGCUCAGAGGACCAGCUUCUUCCCUGCUGUCUCCUGAGCCCACUCCCUCUUGGCCAUCACAUUCUCCUGCCCUAUGGCGGCCCUCACAGACCUCUCAUUUAUGUACCGCUGGUUCAAGAACUGCAAUCUGGUUGGCAACCUCUCGGAGAAGUACGUCUUUAUCACAGGCUGUGACUCUGGCUUCGGGAACCUGCUGGCCAAACAGCUAGUUGAUCGGGGCAUGCGGGUGCUGGCUGCUUGCUUCACUGAGGAGGGAGCCCAGAAACUUCAGCAGGAUACCUCCUAUCGGCUGCAGACCACCCUACUGGAUGUCACCAAGAGUGAAAGCAUCAAGGCGGCGGCCCAGUGGUUGAGGGACCAAGUGGGCGAGCAAGGCCUCUGGGCCCUGGUGAACAAUGCUGGUGUGGGCCUGCCCAGUGGUCCCAACGAAUGGCUGACCAAGGAGGACUUUGUGAAAGUGAUUAAUGUGAACCUGGUGGGACUGAUCGAAGUGACCCUUCACAUGCUGCCCAUGGUCAAGAGAGCCCGGGGCAGGGUUAUCAACAUGUCCAGCUGUGGUGGUCUUGUGGCUGUCAUCGGUGGUGGCUACUGCGUCUCCAAGUUUGGCGUUGAGGCCUUCUCUGACAGCAUCAGGCGUGAGCUCCACUACUUUGGGGUAAAGGUCUGCAUCAUUGAGCCAGGGAACUACCGGACAGCCAUUCUGGGCAAGGAGAACCUGGAGUCACGCAUGCGAAAGCUUUGGGAGAGGCUGCCUCAGGAGACCCGGGACAGCUAUGGAGAGGAGUAUUUCCGUAACUAUACUGACAAGUUAAAAAACAUAAUGCAGGUGGCAGAGCCCAGAGUCAGAGAUGUCAUCAACAGCAUGGAGCAUGCUAUUGUUUCCCGGAGCCCUCGCAUCCGCUACAACCCUGGCCUGGAUGCCAAACUCCUCUACAUCCCCCUGGCUAAGUUGCCCACCCCUGUGACAGAUUUCAUCCUGAGCCGGUACCUUCCAAGGCCAGCGGACAGUGUCUAAACUGGGGAGGCUCAAUGGGUCAGUGGAGCCUAGAAGUGGGGGUGGAAGGAAGGACGGUGGGGUCACAAAAGGUGGUAUCAGAUAUCCUGGGGACACUGGUUGCAAAGGACGCUUGGCUCAGCUGACACCCACUGCUGUCGAAUUUACCAGUAACUUCUAACAGAAGAUGAAUGCCUCUUCCCACCCUCUGGGACCACACAGAAACCUGAGGUGGUGUUUGCAAGUUCAGCGAUCUGCAGCAAUGGCUCCAAGGACAUCUGUCACCCAGUCAGGAUAUGGCCUUUUCUGGUCCUGGAAAAGUCAUGGAGAAGAAAACCAGCUCCUGAGGAUUCAUAAGCCCCUUUCAGUUAUCACUGCCACUGAGAAAUACUGUGGGAUAAUCUUGCCUCCAGGAGAAUCUAACCACCUUCCUACUGGGUCCCUCAAUAUGCAUGACUUCAUUCACAUAACCCAUCACUGAAGUACAUAGUAGGGCAGAUAGGGAGUGCAAGAUUACAUCAGACAAAAGUUUAAAAUAUUUUCUCUCUUUUUAGAUUCUUCUAUCUAUAGGUGAUUGGGAUCCACAUGAAAUAAUUCAUUUAUUUAAUCACCAUUGAGUAAUUUUUCAAAUAUUUCUUGAGCACCUACUACCUACCAGGCACUUUGUAGGUGCUGGAGGAAUAUAAAGAUGAUUAAACCAUGGUCUUGGUUAUUUAUUGUUUAUUUUGUGUUUUGCUUUGCUUUGUUUUAGCACAAUAUCUAGUAGCUUAGUUAGGACAAACAAUGAUAGAAGGAAUAGAAAACAGAAUACAAAUUUUUAGAGCUAUGAAGGACCCUGGAGGUGUUCAUCCAAUACUUCAAAAAAUUGGCUGUACCUUGUAAUCACCCAGUUAAUUAAAAAAUACAGACUCCUGCACCAAUAUUAGAAAAUCUGAUUCAGUAGGACUGAGACAAGACCCAGAAGUAUGUAUUUGUAACAAGGACCUAGAAGAUUCUGAUGCACCUGAGCAAUUGGGAGCCACUUAUUCCAUAGAAUAAGUAACUUAACACUCAGAGGGGGAAGUGACCUACCUAAGCCUCCAGCUUAGUAACUAAGACAAGGAUAGAAAUGAGGCGUUCAGACUCCCAGACCAGGAUUCUUUUACAGUUAUAGGAAAAUCCAUUUCUGAAGUUAGUAACACUGUCAAAUAAGUCAUUGAACUAAUUUUUUAAAAAAAGACUUAAACUCCUGGAUCAUAUGAAGUUCUAUUGAAAAGACUUUUUUUGAUCUUGAUAAAUGGUCAUGUAAUAAAGGUCAAAUGUUAUUUUUUUAACUAAAAUAUCUUUAAGUUGGGUCUCUUCAACAUCUGAAAAUAAUAAAAUAUAAUCCAGGUAUAUCUGCAAAGACUCUUUCCAAAUAAGGUGACACUCACAGGUUCCAGGGGUUAGCUUAUAGAUAUAUCUUUGGGGAGCUACCGUGCAACUCACUACAGUUUUAGCACUUCUAUUCCUGGCACCAAAUUCUAAAUCAGAUAGAAUGCACUCAACAACAAGUAACAGAAAAGCCAACUCACAAGUAACAGAAAAACCAACUGGCUUAGACAAUGAAGAAUGAGGGCAGGGCUCAGUGGCUGAACGAUGGCAUUAAGGCUGUAGGCUCUUUCUACUUCUUUGCUCUGCUACCCACAGUUUUAGCUUUACCCUUUGUUAUUGUGGUGUGACUGCCAGGCAAAGAGAACUCUACAUUUCCUCAUUCACAACUUAAAGAAGAAGAAAGAGCCUGCCUUUCCGCAGCAUUCAAGACUGAAGAAGUUUCUUUCCUAGAGCCCUCAUCACACGUCUCCUUGAAUCUCAUUGGCCCAAAUUGGUUUAAGCUUAUCCACCCCUGACAAAGAGGUAAAUUGCUAUGUAUUGCUUAGAUUAAUCACGGGACAGAUGGGAUGUUGGGAAAUCAGUCACAAUGCCUACCACCUUGGAAAAUGCAAAACUCAGACAUUGUGCUCUUGAGAGGGUUGAACAAAGGUCAAAAAUAAAUUUUCUGAAGACACAAAAAUCUACUAAGGGGAAAUUGGCUAGCUAAUAUUUUGAGAUGAUAAUUUACACUUUUUCAUUCCUCCUUGUUUUUUUAUGUCCCCUUCUUCCAUUCAAAUGGAUAGCCAAUUUGGUACUUCUUUACCUAGGGUGAGAUGUUUGAUGGGAUAAAACAUACAAAUUUCCUGCACUUUCUCCAGCUUUAGUCUCCCCCAACCCUAAUAUAUUUAGAAAAAUUAUAGAGUUUGGGGAAAGAAGUAAAACAGAAUGUGACUUAUGGGUGUACCAAAUGACUCAGAGAAACAUAGACUUUCCCCUAUGACAAAGAGAUUCACUCUGAUUAGAGAAGAAGGUCAUGUUUGGGGUUCCCAGAAAAGGAGGGACCAGGGCUCACUUUCUGGAAGCACCGUGGGGUCACACCAUGGCAAGGUGACAAGACUCAAGAGUCACAGCUACAUUGUACGUUUAGGCAGCCGAGGCUCCAGAUGACCUCACAGGAGACUCAUGUGUCCCACCAUGGCAGGAAGGUAAUAGAAAUUUGCUAGAUAUAAAGGGCAUGUAGACUGGAACAGAAGACACUAAAGUGGCAACUUUUAGAAGAUAAAAGUCUUAAUUUUUUGGUCUGAGGGCCAUCUCUCCACCUCAUCAUUAAUAGCUGAGGUAUUUUUUGAACUUAUGAGCUGAGAUUCAUAUAUGCUCCAGAGUUACAUUUUGGUUGAUUUCAUAUUAGGACCAUGACCUUUCUUACAUAACUUUUGUAUUUUCCUGGAGUUUUGAAUUGCCUUUUCUUGUUCAUUUAUUCAGCUUCUUAAUCAUUUUUAUCUCCAUUUUUAAAGUAGGGGAGUAAUGUGAUCUGAUUUAUAAUUUUAAAAGAUCACUGGGGGGCUCCGUGGAGACUGAAAGAGCAAUGGUGGAAGCAAGAAGGCCAUCACAUAAUCCAGGCAAGAGAUGAUAGUGCCCUAAGCUGAAAUGGUGUUAGCAGGAAUGAUGAUAAUAGGUAAAAUCAAUAUAUAAUUUGGAGGUAGAACCAUUAAUGGACUUUAAUCAUUAGUCAGUCUGUCAAGAAGAGUUUAUCAGGCUCCUACUAAGUGCUAAAUGUGGUUCCAGAUUCUAGAGUUAUAGUGGGGUAUAAGACAGAGUCCUUGCCCUCAAAGAGUUUAUAUUCUAAUGGAGGGAGGGGUUGGCCAAUAGACAUAUAACAAAGUGAAUGAAAUAAUUUUAUAUACUGAUAAGUGCUGUGGAGAAAAGAAAAUAUAAUAAUGUAAUAGAUGACUAGGGAGGCUGCUUACUGUUUUUUCUAAUCAACAUUAUUGAGGUAAAGUUUGUAUUAAAAGAAAUGCAUCCAACUAAGUAUCCAGUCUGAUGAGUCUUGUCAUAUGAAUACACCUGUACAACCACCACCAGUCAAAAUAUAAAAUGUUUUUCUCAUCCUAGAUGGUUCCCUUGUACCUGUUUGCAGUUAAUCAUCCCUCCUCUCCACCCUGGCUCCAGACAACCACUGAUGUGUUUCUGUCACUAUAGAUUCAUUUUGAGGCUGCUUACUUUUCAAAAAGACCACUUUUGCUGCCAUUGAGGAAUGAAUAGGAAUGAACUGGAUUGAAGGGGUGCAAGUCUAGACAUGAUAAGAGAAAUGUGACAAUAAAGUAAUAGAAAUAAAAAUAAUUGGUAUUUAUUGGACAUUUAUUCAGUCCAAGCACUGUGCUUAGUAUUUCCCACACAUUAUCCAUUCAAUUUUAUUCAACCUCUGCAACAAGUCCUG
Messenger RNA from Chlorocebus sabaeus (green monkey), 11487 nucleotides. RefSeq names its product short chain dehydrogenase/reductase family 9C member 7 (gene SDR9C7). The record is from RefSeq and is a predicted model, not a curated record. Gene Ontology annotation, cellular component: intracellular membrane-bounded organelle. Gene Ontology annotation, biological process: steroid metabolic process. Gene Ontology annotation, molecular function: oxidoreductase activity. Lineage: Eukaryota; Metazoa; Chordata; Mammalia; Primates; Cercopithecidae.